GAGGUCAGACGUUGCCACCAUCCAGUUUAGUGCUGGUUGUGAUGGCAAGUGGUGACUAAUCACCAGUUGGAGAUCUUGAGAAGGCAGUUGUUGGUCACGUUUGCCCAUGGCUUGUCGCCGUGUCACUGUGACUAGCAGAGCAAUAUUGGGAAGCGUAGUUGGAGAGCUGAAAGCGCUGUAAAGAAGCAGUGGAUUCUCACAGGCAGAUUCUCAACUUGGGCUGGAGGCCAUUUCGGCUCCGUGGCUGCUGUGGUAAGCCUGAUUAGAGUCAACGAAGUUCUUGGCAUGCUGCUCCGAUUGUUGUACUGAUCGGUGUGGCGACUGCUGCAUGAUGAACCCGAGGAGGUCAGACGUUGCCACCAUCCAGUUUAGUGCUGGUUGUGAUGGCAGGUGGUGACAAAUCACCAGUUGGAGAUCUUGAGACGGCAGUUGUUGGUCACGUUUGCCCAUGGCUUAUCGCCGUGUCACUGUGACGAGCAGAGCAACACACCAGCUACUUUGCUGAUGUUGCUACUGCAAGGGCAAAACUGGUGUUGGGGAAGGCGUAGUUGGAGAGCUGAAAGCGCUGUAAAGAAGCAGUGGAUUCUCACCGGCAGAUUCUCAACUUGGGCUGGAGGCCAUUUCGGCUGCGUGGCUUGUGGCAGCUGCGGCAAGCCUCAUUAGAGUCACCGAAGUUCUUGGCAUGCUGUUCCGAUUGUUGUACUGAUCGGUGUGGCGACUGGUGCAUGAUGAACCCGAGGAGGUCAGACGUUGCCACCAUCCAGUUUAGUGCUGGUUGUGAUGGCAAGUGGUGACUAAUCACCAGUUGGAGAUCUUGAGACGGCAGGUGUUGGUCGCGUUUGCCCAUGGCUUAUUGUCAUGACACUGUUACUAGCAAAGCAAUAUGCCAGCUACUUUGCUGCAUCAAGGACAUAACUGGCGUUGGGAAAGACGUAGGCGAAAUCGGUGUAAAGAAGCAGUGGAUGCUUUCCGGCUGUUCAGAUUCUCAACUUGGUCAGGAAGGAACCCAUUUACGAUGCGCGUUUUGCAGCAGCUAUGGCGGCAAGCCGGACUAGAGGCAACACAAUCCUUGGUGAAGCGUGCUGUGUCGAUUGUUGUACUGAUCGGUGUGGUGACUGCUGCAUGAUGAACCCGAGGAGGUCAGACGUUGCCACCAUCCAGUUUAGUGCUGGUUGUGAUGGCAAGUGGUGACUAAUCACCAGUUGGAGAUCUUGAGACGGCAGGUGUUGGUCGCGUUUGCCCAUGGCUUAUUGUCAUGACACUGUUACGAGCACAGCAAUAUGACAGCUAAUUUGCUGCAUCAAGGGCCUAACUGGCGUUGGGGAAGACCGUAGUUGGAGAUGCGAAGCCGGUGUAAAAAAGCAGUGGAUGCUUUCCGGCAGUUCAGAUUCUCAACUUGGUCAGGAACCUAUUUUCGAUGUGUGGCUUGCAGCAGUUAUGGCAAGCCGGACUAGAGGCAACAAAAUUAUCGGUGAAGCGUGCUGUGUCGAUUGUUUCCUGACCGGUGUGGCGACUGCUGCAUGAUGAACCCGAGGAGGUCAGACGUUGCCACCAUCCAGCUUAGCGCUGGUUGUGAUGGCAGGUGGUGACUAAUCACCAGUUGGAGAUCUUGAGAUGGCAGUUGUUGGUCGCGUUUGCCCAUGGCUUAUCGCCGUGUCACUGUGACGAGCAGAGUAAUACACCAGCUACUUUGCUGAUGUUGCUAUUGCAAGGGCAAAACUGGUGUUUUGGGGAAGGCGUAGUUGGAGAGCUGAAAGCGCUGGUGGUCUCUCACCGGCAGAUUCUCAACUUGGGCUGGAGGCCAUUUCGGCUCCGUGGCUUGUGGCAGCUGCGGUAAGCCUGAUUAGAGUCAACAAAGUUCUUGGCAUGCUGAUCUGAUCGUUGUACUGAUCGGUGUGGCGACUGCUGCAUGAUGAACCCGAGGAGGUCAGACGUUGCCACCAUCCAGUUUAGUGCUGGUUGUGAUGGCAGGUGGUGACUAAUCACCAGUUGGAGAUCUUGAGACGGCAGUUGUUGGUCACGUUUGCCCAUGGCUUAUCGCCGUGUCACUGUGACGAGCAGAGCAACACACCAGCUACUUUGCUGAUGUUGCUACUGCAAGGGCAAAACUGGUGUUGGGGAAGGCGUAGUUGGAGAGCUGAAAGCGCUGCCAUUUCGGCUGCGUGGCUUGUGGCAGCUGCGGCAAGCCUCAUUAGAGUCACCGAAGUUCUUGGCAUGCUGUUCCGAUUGUUGUACUGAUCGGUGUGGCGACUGCUGCAUGAUGAACCCGAGGAGGUCAGACGUUGACACCAUCCAGUUUAGUGCUGGUUGUGAUGGCAAGUGGUGACUAAUCACCAGUUGGAGAUCUUGAGAAGGCAGUUGUUGGUCACGUUUGCCCAUGGCUUGUCGCCGUGUCACUGUGACCAGCAGAGCAAUAUUGGGAAAGGCGUAGUUGGAGAGCUGAAAGCGCUGUAAAGAAGCAGUGCAUUCUCACAGGCAGAUUCUCAAUUUGGGCUGGAGGCCAUUUCGGCUCCGUGGCUGCUGUGGGAAGCCUCAGUAGAGUCACCGAAGUUCUUGGCAUGCUGCUCCGAUUGUCGUACUGAUCGGUGUGGCGACUGCUGCAUGAUGAACCCGAGGAGGUCAGACGUUGCCACCAUCCAGUUUAGUGCUGGUUGUGAUGGCAAGUGGUGACUAAUCACCAGUUGGAGAUCUUGAGAAGGCAGUUGUUGGUCACGUUUGCCCAUGGCUUAUCGUCAUGACACUGUUACGAGCAGAGCAAUAUCCCAGCUAGUUUGCUGCAUCAAGGGCCUACCUGUAGUUGGAGAGGCGAAGCCGGUGUAAAAAGCAGUAGAUGCUUUCCGGCAGUUUAGAUUCUCAACUUGGUCAGGAACCAUUUACGCUGCGUGGCUGCUGUGGCAAGCCAGGCAACACAAUUGUUUCUUGGCGUGCUGCUGUCGAUUGUCGUACUGAUCGGUGUGGCGACUGCUGCAUGAUGAACCCGAGGAGGUCAGACGUUGCCACCAUCCAGUUUAGUGCUGGUUGUGAUGGCAAGUGGUGACUAAUCACCAGUUGGAGAUCUUGAGACGGCAGGUGUUGGUCACGUUUGCCCAUGGCUUAUCGUCAUGAUACUGUUGCGAGCAGAGCAAUCUGCCAGCUACUUUGCUGCAUCAAGGGCCUACCUGGCGUUGGGGAAGACCGUAGUUGGAGAGGCGAAGCCGGUGUCAAAAAGCAGUAGAUGCUUUCCGGCAGUUCAGAUUCUCAACUUGGUCAGGAACCCAUUUACGAUGCGUGGCUUGCAGCAGUUAUGGCAACCAGGACUAUUGGCAACACAAUUCUUGGUGAAGCGUGCUGUGUCGAUUGUUGUACUGAUCGGUGUGGCGACUGCUGCAUGAAGAACCCGAGGAGGUCAGACGUUGCCACCAUCCAGUUUAGUGCUGGUUGUGAUGGCAAGUGGUGACUAAUCACCAGUUGGAGAUCUUGAGACGGCAGGUGUUGGUCACGUUUGCCCAUGGCUUAUCGCCGUGUCACUGUGAUGAACAGAGCAAUAUGCCAGCUACUUUGCUGCAUCAAGGGCAUAACAGGCGUUGGGGAAGACGUAGUUGGAGAGGCGAAGCCGGUGUAAAAAAGCAGUGGAUAUUUUUUGGCAAUUCAGAUUCUCAACUUGGUCAGGACCCCAUUUACGAUGCGUGGCUUGCAACAGUUAUGGCAAGCCGGACUAGAAGCAACAACAUUAUUGGUGAAGCGUGCUGCGUCGAUUGUUGUACUGAUCGGUGUGGGGACUGCUGCAUGAUGAACCCGAGCAGCUCAGACGUUGCCACCAUCCAAGUUUAGUGCUGGUUGUUAAGGCAAGUGGUGACUAAUCACCAGUUGUAGUUGUUGAGACGGAAGGUGUUGGUCGCGUUUGCCCAUGUCUUAUCGUCAUCAUGAUACUGUUACGAGCAGAGCAAUAUGCCAGCUACUUUGCUCUGCAAAGUGCAUAGUUGGUGCUGGGGAAGACGUAGUUGGGGAGCUCAAAGCGCUCAUGCUUUCUGGCAGUUGAGAUUCUUAACUUGGACAGGAGGCCAUUUACGACUCGUGGCUUAUGGCAGCUAUGGCAAGCCUGAUAAGAGUGAACGAAGUUCUUGGUGAAGGGUGCUGUGCCGACUGUUUGUACUGAUUGGUGUGGCGACUGCUGCAGGAUGAACCCGAGGAGGUGGUGACUAAUCACCAGUUGGAGAUCUUGAGACGGCAGAUGUUUUAUAGUGGCAGAGAUCCAACACCUGAAGAGCGGGUGCAGCUGGACAUCAAGACGCCUGAGCAAGUUGAGGGAAUGCGCGCCGCCUGUCGCCUGGCUCGAGCAACGCUGGAAACAGCUGGCAAGAGCGUGGCGCCAGGCGUGACGACGGACGAGAUUGACCGCAUCGCCCACGAAUUCAUUGUAGAUCACGGAGCCUAUCCCAGUCCCUUGGGGUACUGCGGCUUUCCAAAGGCCGUUUGCACGAGUGUCAAUGAGAUCAUUGGGCACGGCAUUCCGGACAGUCGACCCCUAUCAGAGGGAGACUUCUUGAACAUCGAUGUGACAGUCUAUUUGAACGGCUAUCACGGGGACACAAGUUGCAUGUUCUUCGCGGGCCCACCCAGCAAGCGAGCUGCGAAGCUGUGCAAGGCCACGCGGAAGGCAAUGCUUGCCGGCAUUGAGGUUUGUGGUCCUGGCGUGGACUUCCGGGAGGUGGGCAGGGCCAUCACGGCCUCUGCUGAAGAGGACGGAUGCACCGUCCAUCCUUCGCUGGUUGGUCAUGGGAUUGGAAGCUAUUUCCACGGCCGGCCAGAGAUUCUUCCGUAUGUCAAUGACGACGAUUGGGGUGUGAUGCAGCCGAACAUGACCUUCACGGUGGAGCCGGCGCUGGUGGACGCUCCGGACCGCACCUGCGAGGUGGAUGCGGAGGAUCUUUGGACGAUGUGUACCAUGACCAAAGCUCUCGGUGCGCAGUUCGAGCACACCAUUCUCAUCACUGAUCAUGGCAUGGAGAUCCUCACGGGGCCCUGCAUUGACUAUACGGGCAUGGCGCCGUCCCCGGUCAAGGCAGCCAAGAAGCGGCGCAAGGGCUUCCAGUGAGUGCGAUAGCCACCAUGCCCAAGCCAAUGGGAACCCUCUUCGAGCCAUCCAGUCAGUGCAGAUUGCGUGGCAAGUUUUCUUGGCUGGACCUCAAGCAUUGAUUUCCAGUUGUGAGCCGGACGCGAUGUAUUCAUCUUCAUGAAAGUGCGAGCUGCUUGCCUGUUUGGCCCUUCACGACUCAAAAUUCAGCCACCUUCAACGCUGAUGUGGCUGCAGAUGGC
Molecule: messenger RNA, 5295 nt
Organism: Effrenium voratum
Lineage: Eukaryota; Dinophyceae; Suessiales; Symbiodiniaceae
Source: the annotation of a GenBank genome assembly